UUAACAUUUAACACUGUUUUAACGUUUACACUGCACUUUAAAUUACGAAACAUUAACAGGUUGGACUAGAACAUAUGUAACGGGUUCAAGUCGGUAGCGGCAAAUGAGGACGAUUCAAAAUGACGAAGUCCCUUUUAUUAAUUUUAAGUCUUUGUUCUUGCGUAUUUCGAAAAUUGCUCAAAGAGAUGUGAGUCGUGCUAACCGUUUUAGGAAUAGGGAUACCAUGUUUUGUAUGUUGUUUAAGUGUAAUGGUUGAUUACAAUAUCCUAACUUGUCCCUACGGUUCAGUUUGACAGGAUGAUGCGAAGCAUUGUGACCAGUGAUUGUACUACGUACAAGCGAUAGGUUACAAGAUCGCUUAGCCAACCGGACGCAAAAAAUUCUGGCAGAUUGCUAAUUAGUUCCGAGACAAGUUAAUAAGUUCGAGGUCCCCUGGAAUCUACUCUUCAUAACAAGCAACAUGCGUAAUCAAGAUUCAAUUUAAACUCGAGGAUUCGCUGGUCUCCGACAAACUUGAAUCGGCUGAAGAAUUUUGGGGAGGUGUGGGGUGGGAUGGUGGUAUAACGAGCGCAACUAACUCUGCCAAGUUCAAGGGGUCUUUGAAGAUGCCGUUUGCGGGGUGAUGGGUAAACCGAAGAUAAGGAUGUACUGUAUGAGGGGUGAUGGACAAGACCGAUGCUCAGCUGAAAGCGAUCGACGUUAGGCUACGGGAAUGAUCAGUGCGUAAAAUGAAUAAAUAAAACAACUUCAAUGCAAUAUCUCUUGUGAUACCAUCCGUGACUCGAAGCUGGUCCACAUUCUGCAGGAGUCGCUCGGUGGAAAUGCACUUCGAUACGAUCGGGAAAAGCGGAACUGGAAAGACGGCGCGCGGGUAUAGUCGUCAACGAGGAGUAGUUUGACCUAGAAGAUGUGAUGAAGACCAGAAAACCGAACGAGGAGAUUUAUUUGUCAAAUCAGUAGUUGAUUUGUCCGUGACGGCCACUCCCAAUGGUUUGACGGUGGCCGUGUCGAUCAACGCCGGCGAACUGGCCGCGCCGGAGCAGGAACGUGUGCGACUGUAACAGAAAAUGGACAAUGAGGACGAGCAGAUCAACCAGCAGUCGCAGUACAUGGAAAAGCUAAAAGAGCAGAUCACGAACGUGCCUCGACCAGCUUCGUAAUGUUCUCCGGCAUGUCCAAACUCUUCGUACUGACGUCCGCAAGUUAACGUUGUACAGCGUCAACAGGCGCGCCAACCAGUGCACCGUCCUGCCAUGCUGCAAAUCCUCCACCAUAGUAAUGGGCUGACCAUUCCGUUCCGAUUUCCUUCCUGAUGGUGAAGAUGUCCAGCAGGGCUUGCGUGGGAUGUUCCCCGAUACCGUCGCCGGCGUUGAUCAACGGCUUUCGGCAGAUGUGGGCCGCCUUCGAGACCGCUCCCGAUUCCGGAUAUCGCAGCACUACCACGUCCGAGCAGCCAGCCAUCACGAGGAUGCUGUCCUCGAGGGUCUCGCCCUUCGUGACGGGGAAGCUCGUUUCGUCCAUGUAGAUAACGCGACCUCCGAGACGUUGCAUGGCCGCUAUUCCGCGUGCUGUCCUCGUAGAAAAAAGAACGCGCAGCAAGUUGUCCAACAGAAGAUCUUUCGUUGUACGAUCUCGCAUCGUUUGCGCCACGUUGAAAAUCUCGAACAUCGAAACGCUGAGCAUGAGCUUGCCGGCCAGGGUUCUUUCCUUCGGAGUCAGGCUAGCGGCCAGAAGGAGGACGUCCUUGCCGUAGUUUCUGGUAGAGUCGCAGCAGAUUCGAAGAAGUGGAGAAGUUGGGUGGUUGUUGGCCGUCGUUUUCCCAGAAAAAGUGAUGGGUCGUGUCCAGCAGGAUCUUCCUCAGCGUCAGCAUGUCCAGCCCGUCCAAAGAUCCGUUGUUCUUCUCGACAGACGGGACCACCGUCGGUUUCUUAAGGUACCAUUCACGCAUGUUUUGGCCAUAGCCCGGAUUAGCGAGAACGUCCACAAACGAGCUUUAUGCCAGCGUACGGCGACCAGCGAGCUUUGGAGUGAAAACUCCGGGAUGGUCCACUCUUCGUUGAAAUCAACCUCGACGUAGUUGUUGGGUUGUGCCGGGAGGCCGAAGAUCCGCUUGGGGUUCUUGUAGAACUUGGUGAUGAGGUCUUCCAGCGAGAGGCAACCCUCGUUGACAGCGGUCACUAAAGGCGGUAGAAUCGUUUCUAAUCCUAGUCAAGAUCCGGUCAGGACCCAUCGUAGCGGUAAACUUUUUCGCUGAUGCGGGUUGUUCGCCCGGAGUUGGCAGCCAUCCGGCUGCGGUUUAGUCAAGAACGGCCCAUUUGUGUUGCUAGGGGGGAAGCCCGUCAAAACCACCCAACUUCUCCAAUUCCUCGAAUCACUCCGAAGGAACGAACCCUGGCCAGCAAGGUCAUGCUCAGCGUUUCGAUGUUCAGCAACUCAACAAGAUCUUCAACGUGGUGCAAAAAAUAAAAAGGAUUUUAGUGUUUGUAAACAUUAAUUUUCAAAUGUAAACAUUGCUGUUCAAUCAGUGUUGCAAGUCGAUUUUAUUUUGUGGGAAAACCGAGGGGUCUCUCGAUUUACCGUGACUUUGAUGGCUCACGGCGAUUUCACGGGAUUCACGGCGGGACCAAUUUGGAAUCAAAUUUUUCCUCCGAGUGUCUUGUCGUGUCGUCGAUACAACUUUACCUCCAGACUAUGUUCUUGUAUCCCUCGACGUGGUGUCCCUCUUUACCAACGUGCCAAAACUACUUGUUGCCCACGACCUGAUUAUGUGCUGGCAAGACAUCCGCAAGGUAACCAACAUGGAUCUCUCCACACUGCUAGAGAUGGUUGAGUUCUGUCUGGACAACAGCUAUUUCUGCUUCAGGGACAAGAUCUACAUACAGACGUUUGGAACGGCUAUGGGCAGCCCCGUUUCACCCAUUCUGGCCGACUACGUCAUGGAGAUCCUACUACUGAACGUCAUCAACAAACUGGACUUCGAAAUACCGCUUAUUUGUAAAUAUGUAGACGAUUUACUUCUAAGUUUACCCAAAGACAAAAUCCAACAAACUCUUGCGACAUUCAACGCCUACAACCCCCAUCUGCAGUUCACCAUGGAAGAGGAGGUGGACAACAAAAUCCCAUAUUUGGACACCCUGGUGAUACGCAAUCCGGACCAGACACUGGCCACCCAGUGGUACGCGAAACCCAUCGCGUCUGGAAGAUUGUUGAACUUCCAUUCGUUCCACCCACUCAGCAUGAAGGUAAACCUAGCGUACAUCUACAUCAAGCGAGUCAAAACUUUGACCACAAACCAAACACCGCAAGAGCUGAAGCAGAUCAUCUUUAAAAACCUACGGCUGAACGACUACCCGGCCGCACUGAUCAACAGGUUGGUCAACCAGGUACAAAACUCAGCUGAGCCACCAAACAACAGGACAGCAGCCGUCUUCAACAACACCCAGGUACAGCAAGGUACACAAUCUGCAACAACACCAAACUCGAACACCACCAAUCCGCCAGAAGCCGCAGUUUUCCGAUCCCUACCAUACAUUCCAACACUCACUCCUGCCCUCACCAGUGUCCUGAAAAAAGAUUUCCCAAACGUUAAAAUAGCCCAAAAAUCCAUCCAAACCACCUCGCAAAUCCUAAAAAACGUCAAAGAUCCCGUGAAUCCACUCCAACAGUACAAUGUCAUCUACAGUAUACCGUGUGGAAACUGUGACAUGUCGUACAUCGGUUUGACAACAAACCAGCUCAAAAAUAGAAUUUCUGGACAUCGAGCAAAUAUCAACAAAUACCAAAAACUUGUUGAAGGGGGGAUCACUAACACUGAUGUGCAGUUGGCCAGACUGGGAGAAAUUACUGCUUUACUUGAACAUACAAUCAACUACAAACAUGAUUUUGAUCUCACCCAGGUCAAGAUCAUUGAUAAAACAUUUAAACCCUCUGCUUUAUCAGUGUUGGAAAUGUGUCACAUCGCCAAUACGGACAAGACGGUCAACCGCCGUACUGACGUAUAUGGCCUAAGUAACACAUACUCGGGGAUUCUACACACUAUCAAACCAUCUGUAACACGAAGAAACAAUCCUCUCUCGGAUAUCUCCAACCACACACAAACCCACCGUUGGGAUCAUCUAAGUGAUACCCACCGCCACACCAUAUUGUAUGAAAGCUAAACCUUGAGCUAAACCCGUGCAAAGUUGGGAUAGUGAACAGUGUCGUUACCGGGAUUUUGAAUUUGUUCUCGGUUAUGAAGAAUUUCCAAUUUGAUUAAAAGAUUCGUAGUUAAACGUGCCAUAGUUUAACCAUAGACUAAUUAAUGACUAAACACUCGGAACAAAAAAUUUCAAAAAUUAUGACUCAUAAGCUGUGAACCGCGGGUACCACGUUGAACCACGCAUCGGCUUGCCCCUCGUAUGACAGAACGACAUGGCAGCGCUGGUUUUUUUCGAUUUCGUUUUGUGCUUAUUUACGCGCGCAUCUUGUUUGUUUUUGUUUUUCUUAGCAAUCAAGGCAGCAGGCUGCAAACAAGUCAAUCAGCUGUGCAGGGAUUUUUGUUUGGCGAAACAAGCGAAAUUUACUGGUGUUUGGUUUGUAAGAUGAUUGCUGUUUUCUCAUCAUUCCUCGCAAGCCAAAUCUGUUCAAUACGAACUGCUCGAUCGUCCGCGACCUCGCCGCCGGAUGAUUGAAUCACCUCGAUGGUAACGAUUGCCUUCCGGAGUUUUGGGCCCGAAAGAGCGUGUUAGGCAUUUCGACGCUGCACAUUAUCCGUGCCAACAAGUUCAUCGGUGAGGGUGUCGACUUCGGCGGGCCAACAUUCCGGUCAUCGGAGGCCACUCCGGCAAGACCAUUAUCCCAGUGAACCCCAGAGCUUCCCAACAAGAUUGCCGCCCUGACGGCACGCAUUUAGGAGGUCCUCAAGGCCAAGGCCGGUGCCGGAUCGGCCACGUUCACGACGGCCUACGCCGCCGCCCGUUUUGCCCUCGCCUAACCAUGGUCUGCCCAAGGUGAACGCCUACGGGCUAGAGCUGCUAAGGACAUUCCGGAGCUGAAACAAACAUCCGGAAGGGCAAGGAGUUUGUCAAGAAGAACUUUGUGAACAAAAAAAGUGAAUUUCGAUCAUGUUGAAAAAAA
This is a messenger RNA of Culex quinquefasciatus (southern house mosquito), 5115 nucleotides long. RefSeq lists its product as uncharacterized. Lineage: Eukaryota; Metazoa; Arthropoda; Insecta; Diptera; Culicidae. The transcript is spliced from 2 exons. The coding region runs from base 2766 to 4157 and encodes 463 amino acids. The record is from RefSeq and is a predicted model, not a curated record.